Molecule: messenger RNA, 1029 nt
Organism: Oryza brachyantha (malo sina)
Lineage: Eukaryota; Viridiplantae; Streptophyta; Magnoliopsida; Poales; Poaceae
Product: peptidyl-prolyl cis-trans isomerase FKBP13, chloroplastic-like
Exons: 4
Coding region: 58-717 (219 amino acids)
Cellular component (GO): chloroplast
Molecular function (GO): peptidyl-prolyl cis-trans isomerase activity
Source: RefSeq, a predicted model, not a curated record
CUCUCUUCUGAGCUUUGGAAUGAACUGCUGAGGCAGCAGAGGACGGAGCCGGCAGCCAUGGCUCCCUCCGCCGCCGCCGCCGCCGCCGCCUCGCCGCUGUCCCGCCUCCUCCUCAGCCUACCAAGGCCCUGCACCGUGAAAGCAUCCUCCUCGUCCCACUCUCCUCCGAGCAGUAACGACGCCGUGGCCGCCAAGAACAGCAACCCCGGGGUCGCCGUGCUCCAGCUCCGCCGGCGCGAGGCCGUGGCCGCAGUGCUGUCCGCCGCCGUGCUCUCCCACGUUCUCCCCGCCGCGGCAGCCGCAGAGGCAGAAGCCUCCGGGGAGUGCCCGCUCGUGGUGGCGCCCAACGGGCUCGGCUUCUGCGACCGCGUCGUCGGCACCGGCGCCGCCGCCGAGCAAGGGCAGCUCAUCAAGGCGCAUUACACCGGGAGGCUGGAGGACGGCACGGUGUUCGACAGCAGCUACAAGCGCGGGAAGCCCCUCACCAUCCGCGUCGGCGUCGGAGAGGUGAUCAAAGGAUGGGACCAGGGCAUAGUGGGCGGCGAGGGGAUCCCGCCGAUGCUCGCCGGUGGGAAGAGGACGCUGAAGCUGCCGCCGGAGCUGGCCUACGGCGCGAGGGGAGCAGGGUGCAGAGGGUGGGAGCCGACCUCCUGCGUCAUCCCGCCCAACUCCACUCUCCUCUUCGACGUCGAGUACGUCGGCAAAGCCGCCGGCUGACCAUGAUCUCGAUCUCUCUCCGGCGUGCAGUACUCUGAUUGCCUUGUGGCGAAUUCAUGUACGCACGCACGCACGGUUCAGUUCAGACUUCAGAUUAUCAAACACAAAGUUCAGAGUUUCAGGCUAAAGAACAUUUCACAGAGAGGUUGAGCCACAUUUGUCAUUCAGAAAUUACAACAGCUUCAGUGACUGAUUUCAGUAUAAUUGUAUAAAUCAUGAUGGUACAGGAGAAAAUUGGAUAAUUGGGUUUCCAAACAUCCCACUUCGUAAUAAUGGGCUAACAGUGCAUUGGUGAUUAUUUAUCGUAGUAUG